Bathycoccus prasinos is the source of this 573-nucleotide messenger RNA. RefSeq lists its product with no specific name. The record is from RefSeq and is a predicted model, not a curated record. Lineage: Eukaryota; Viridiplantae; Chlorophyta; Mamiellophyceae; Mamiellales; Bathycoccaceae. The transcript has a single exon. The coding region runs from base 1 to 573 and encodes 190 amino acids.
AUGCACCGAGCGCGCUCGAAAGGCAUCGGUCGCAAAUAUGAACACACCAGUCGCGAAACGCACCUGACGAGAAGAAAAACGAAAGAUGUGUACUUGCAAAAGGCGGCGUUCAUGGAAGCGUUCGCGAAAAGGAAAAAAGAGGAGAAGAAAGAAAUGAUGGAGCGAUUGGAGAGGAAAAGAACACAAAGCGAGGUGCCGACGGUGCACGGAUCGAGCUCGAAACCGGACGAGAGGAAGGUGGAUUUGAAAACGUGCGUGAGCGAACCCGGGGAGGAGAUUUUGGUCAAAUCGUUGAAGAGUAAAUCUGGAGGCGUGGUUGGGAAGAUGGAAUACAGCGGGAAAGCGUUUCCGAUCGAGAAGAGGAAGAAGAUCAUGAUGGCGAGGAAAGCGGAAAUUGAGUUGGUUUUGGAGCAGAAGCUAGAGAAGGAGCUGAUGAUGCGAGAAGAAGGAGUGGAAGAGGGUGACGCAGACGAGGACGAGGAACGGGUAGAGCUCCCGGUGUUUAUAGGCUCGAUGUCCAAGAAGAAGAAGAAGCAUAACAAGAAGAUGGCGCGACGAGCGUACACGAAAUGA